AUGAAAUCUGCCUCAUCCCUUAGAACAGACGUGCAAGCUACUGUGAGUCGGAGGCUGAGAGCCCAUUUUUUCUGGGUCAUCAUUAUUUUUAUUAUUUGGAAUUUUUUUUGAGGAAUUAUGUGAUAUCUCCCCCCUCUUGCAGGGCCUCUUUCCAUACACUCAUGUGGAUGCAUGCUAUGUUGGCAGCGUGGCUGGCUGUGGGCCGCAUGCCAUGGUGAGCACUUUCUUAUUUCUAUUUCUAGCUUCUCAUCCACGAUAUGAAAAAUUGUAAAAUCUUAAAAAAUUUAGCGGGUAUACUUUAGUGGUAAAAGUGUGAUUCGUCCUAUUUAAACGGGUAUUUUGGUUGAUAUUCCGAUAUGAAACUCUAUUUCUCAAAAAAUGAUAAUCCUUUUAUCUCUGAAUGCUAGAUCUGAGAAAAGAAUAUAAUUUAUUUUUUAGUUGAACGAAUAAUUUGGAUUAUAUGGAAUCAAGAAGCAUAGUUUUUUUCUCGUUGAUUCAACUCUUCCAAUAAAAUGAGUAUCAGUAAAGGGAGCCGUGGCUGAACAUAAAAACUGUAUUUCUCAGCUUAACUAAAUCUCCAUUUGAUAUAUUAAAUGGAUUGCGUGGAACAUGUUUACUCUGAUUGCAGAAGGAUUAUUUUGAGGGGUUGGGCGAGUGGGGGAGGCUUGGAGAGAGAGAGAGGAGCUUAGAGAGAGAGAGAGAGAGAGAGAGAGAGAGAGGGAGGAGCUUAGAGAGAGAGAUAGAGAGGAGCUUGGAGAGAGAGAUAGAGAGGAGCUUAGAGAGAGAGAUAGAGAGGAGAUUGGAGAGAGAGAUAGAGAUGAGCUUGGAGAGAGAUAGAGAGGAGCUUAGAGAGAGAGAUAGAGAGGAGAUUGGAGAGAGAGAUAGAGAUGAGCUUGGAGAGAGAUAGAGAGGAGCUUAGAGAGAGAGAUAGAGAGGAGAUUGGAGAGAGAGAUAGAGAGGAGCUUAGAGAGAGAGAGAGAGCUGGGUUCCUAUCUGGGUUGGGUCAACGUUAUUUAUUCAAUGUUGUAUUGACUUUUGAGAUGCAAGGUAGAGAUAACGAUCACCCCCCGGAUUGAACUCAGAGAUGAAAGUUUGCCCUUUUUUGUGGUUAUAUUUUUCUAGUAGCCCUGUUCUUCGUUUGUAAUGUGAUAAGUUUUGGAUUAAUUCUCCUCAGAUGGUGAGGGCCGGCCAGUCUGUUCGAGCCCCUCUCCCUCUGAGUCUCCCCGGGGAGGAGCCCAUCUACGUCAACGCAAAGCAGUACCAAGGAAUCCUCCGAAGGCGGCAGCAGCGGGCCAAGCAAGAGGCCCAGAAUAAGCUUCUCAAGGGGAGGAAGGUUUGAUUUUUUGUCUUAAAUCUAUAUUGUUGGUUUUUGCCACAUUUGUCCUAUCCCAUUUGGGCACUGGUCAAAUCCUGGAAACUGGCCUCCGCGUCAGAUCUUACGGAGAGCAAACCCUCCCUCCUCCCCACUCCCUUCUCUCUCUCUCUAUUUAUCUGUGUUAUUAUUCCAUUCUGAGGUCUGGACUGUUGAAAGGUCAGGCCCAGCUUCCCUCCGUAUGCUCUCAUCACAGCCAGUGUAAGAGAUAGAGGGAGAGAGAGAGAGAGCUUUGGGCCCUGAGAAGAGCUAAUAUGGGUUCUCUUCAUUUGUGACUGCUAGCAGCCGUACCUCCACGAGUCCCGGCACCUUCAUGCCAUGAGGAGGGUGCGAGGAUCCGGCGGCCGCUUCCUGAACACCAAGCAACAGGAAAGCGAAGAGCAGCAGCAGCAAAUGAAUUCCCCCACCACCACCACCACCGCCGCUGCCGCUGCCACCGCCACCAUGGAGGUCUCCAGCCCGUCCUUGUUUCAGACCACCCGGCGGGGGUGGCAUUCUGAUCCCAAAGGCCUCUGGUUGGACACAACGAACGCCGGUCCCUCCAUCUCCACCUCCUCUGACAUCACCAACAUCUCUGAAGGUGGCCUUCGGCAGUGA
Messenger RNA from Spirodela intermedia, 1969 nucleotides. NCBI's taxonomy places the organism in Eukaryota, Viridiplantae, Streptophyta, Magnoliopsida, Alismatales, Araceae. The record is from the annotation of a GenBank genome assembly.